AUGCCUAUCAAGCGUGAGCGCGAGCACGACGACUCGGACUCUUCGGCGACCAACACCAAGAAGUCACGUAGCGCGUGGACCAAAGAAGAAGAACCUCUUUGGCGCCAGGUUGCGGUCCAGGUACUCAAGGACAACAUGGUCGCUGCUGCUCGUGCCUCGGGACACUUUCCAGGCCGCUGCCUUGGCUCACACCUCAGACCCUUUCUCGGUCAAGUGAAAGGCAUUCCAAUCAAGCGGUCGGCUGCCAACACGAAGACGGCUGGCAACAAGAAGUCGACUGCCGCCAAGGAGAAGUCUCCUUGUUCUUCAUCAACAUCAUCCUCCACAGUCGCCUCCCGCUACAUACCAACAGCAACCGAACCCUCAACACCAACCAAACCCUGUCAACCACACACCGUCCUUCAAAUGGUGAAGCGCAAGGCUGAAGAGAGCGACAGUGCUCCAGAGUCAAAGGCGUCGCCCUCGAGGAAGAAGGACUGGACCCCCAAGGAGGAAGCUAUCUGGCUCGAGAUUGCCUCCAAGGUUCUCAAGGACAACAUGUACAGCGCAGUCAAGGCCGAUGGACGCCUUACGGGACGCUCUAGGUCUACCAUUCACUCUCACGUCACCGCGUUCAUCAACAACUUCGUCAAAACUUGGAAGAAGUGA
Apiotrichum porosum is the source of this 648-nucleotide messenger RNA. RefSeq lists its product as uncharacterized. The transcript has 6 exons. The record is from RefSeq and is a predicted model, not a curated record. NCBI's taxonomy places the organism in Eukaryota, Fungi, Basidiomycota, Tremellomycetes, Trichosporonales, Trichosporonaceae. The coding region runs from base 1 to 648 and encodes 215 amino acids.